UACAAACGAUCUGAUAUUUACCGAUUAGAAAUAGUUUUUAAAAAAAUACAAAAAAAUAUCCCUAGAGCAUCCUUCAUAGGUGUGAAAGGAAUUCUAAUGGGUGAUUAAUUUAAGAGUAGAUAUUAAAACAGAUGUUCAAUUUUACAAGUUGAAGGAACCUCAAAGAAAAUCUCGAAUAACGGGUGGAUAUGCUAAACUAUUUAUAAAGAAAAUGUAAUUAAAUUAUAACGCAUGGAUAUGACAAACUAUUUCUAAGAAAAGAGAAAAAGAAAUUAAAUCAUUAUUUUUUCUUUUUAUUUUGCCAAUGAUGGUAAAAGUGAGAUUAGAUGUAAUGUAGAAAGAAUUAGCCGUGCUGGCAAUGACUACAGAGAAAUUGCAUUCAGUAGUAAACAGAAGCAAUAGUUGCUGAAAAUGCUGGCUAACGAUCGGCUGACUACUAAAGUUUCAGAUAAGACAGAAGAAAGGCUAGCUUAGUGCUGCUAGUUUAUAAAAGACUGAGGGGAAAUUAAAAUUGCUGAGUUCUCGCCAUGUGGCACUGGAGCUUCCCAGGGACAUAAGAACUGUCUUUUAAGGUUUUUAACUGCUUUUCUUUGAAAUAUUACUGCUACGAUGAUUAUUACAAAUAAUCUUUCUUAAGUAAAAAAAAACUGAACUUUAAACGGAAUGAGGGAUCUUUACGAAAGAUUUCGUUUCACUUUGUGAAUAUUUUUUCUCUGCGAUGUUUUCUGUUGAUUCUCCAAUUACUUCAGGAUGGCAGCAGGAGCUUACCACGGUAGCUUAGUAAAAGCUAUUCAAUCACUGGAUUCUUUGAACGACCAAAUUGUACAAUACAUCUUUCUGCCACGAGAUGUUACUCUUGACUUGGACCGGGAACUGUCUUCUCAAGAACAUGAAACUCUGCGCUCCUCCAUGUUACUUAUUAGGCGUUUGUUGAUGGACGCCCAAAGUAAAUUUCGGAAAAUGGUCGAAGACAAUAAGCAGCUUGCAGCACGUAUAGAUGGCUCUAUUCACUUAGCUAACCAAGAAGUAAAUGCAUUACGAUCAGAACUUGCUAGUACCAACAAACGCCUCACACAAAUCACCAGUGAAAGUUCUAAACCUAAUCAACACCUUUUGCCUUUAACAUUUCAUGACAAUGAUUGUAAUCAACAAAACCAGAUUGUCCCAGUAUCAAGUGUGACAAAUGAUUUCGCAUAUCUAAUUGAGAAAAACAAACAUCUUGAACAGCAAGUGUCCAAUCUUCUGCAAGAAUUGGAAGAUCUUCGUACAAUAAAGCAUGUUCCUCAUGUCCACCAAGCAGGCUAUGGAGAAUUGAAACUAGAUGUUAUCCAAAAGUCACAGGAUUUAAUCAGAGCUAAGGAAGCCUUACAAAAUAAGGAAUCCUAUCUUAGAGUUUUUCUCUUGCAUUUAAUGUUUAAAGAAUCAAUAAAUUGCUGGCUUUUCAAACCAGUGAAUGUGUAA
Messenger RNA from Octopus bimaculoides (California two-spot octopus), 1461 nucleotides. Its product is annotated as kazrin-like. The record is from RefSeq and is a predicted model, not a curated record. NCBI's taxonomy places the organism in Eukaryota, Metazoa, Mollusca, Cephalopoda, Octopoda, Octopodidae. Gene Ontology annotation, molecular function: protein binding.